GACCUAUAAAAAUGAAAUAGCGGUGCGGAAUUGAAACGCAACAUUACGCUUCAAAAAUCAAACAUGGCAUCUCGCUACGAAGUGGAGGUGAAGAUCUCAUCGGGCAGGGACCUCAAGAACGUGAACUGGCGCCACGGCCCCAUCAGGCCCUACGCCGUCGUCUGGGUGGACCCCAAGAACAAGAGCUCCUCCAGGGUCGACGAGCAGGGCGACACGUGUCCCCACUGGGACGACAGCCUGGUCAUCCCCUUGCCUGGCCCCGUUGACGACUACUCCUCCCUCUACAUCGACAUCGUCCACGCCGGCUCCGAGGAAGGUACCAAGCCGCUCAUCGGCUCGGCGCGCCUCAAGCUGACCGAGGUCCUCGAUGACGUGGGCUUCGGCGAGCGCGCCCAGCGGACCUUACAGCUCAAGCGACCCUCCGGUAGGCCGCACGGCAAGGUUGAGGUUAAGGUCGAAAUCCGACAGCCACGAUACCAUGCGCCGGACCCCUACUACGCACCGCCUUACGGGGUCCCACCUCCAUCGGCUUCCCGAUCCGUAGAAUACGCUCCUCCGCCACCAACCUAUGGUAACCCAUACGCCGCACCACCCCAACCACACGAUCCUUACAAUUCAGCGGCGCCACCGGCUGGGUACCCCUACAGUGGGUACAACGCACAAGCACAAGCACCGUACGGUCAGCCGAGUUACGGGCAGGCACAGUACAGUCAGCCGAGUUACGGGCAGGCACCGUACAGUCAGCCAAGUUACGGGCAGGAGGAGAAGAAAAAGAGCAGCAAGUUUGGGAUGGGAACGGGAUUGGCUGUGGGGGCGGUGGCUGGGGUGUUGGGUGGGCUGGCAAUAGCGGAAGGAGUUGAUUACGUGGAGGACAAGAUCGCUGACGAUGCGGCCGAUAAGGUUGAGGAUCGUCUGGAGGAUGAUGACGACGGUGGCUACGACGGCGAUGACUACUAGAAACCGGAGUCACUUGGAAUGUGCUGUGUGGGGUCCCUUUCCCUUUAGUUGUCUUUUAUUUUCUCAAAUUUCUGAUUAUCUUUUUCAUUCAGUUUCUGGCCGGGGAAGGUCGACAAAGGACUUUUUUUUUU
This is a messenger RNA of Alnus glutinosa, 1088 nucleotides long. RefSeq names its product protein SRC2 homolog. Bases 64 to 957 code for a protein of 297 amino acids. The record is from RefSeq and is a predicted model, not a curated record. Gene Ontology annotation, biological process: defense response. The transcript has a single exon. Lineage: Eukaryota; Viridiplantae; Streptophyta; Magnoliopsida; Fagales; Betulaceae.